AUGGGCUCUCUUUCACCGCAAGAGCUGUCGGCGUGUCUCCUUUACGACCCCAAUCAUUACGACAAGGAAAACCACCUAGCCGCACUUGAACAUCGCCAGCAGGUCGUCCGAGCCUGGGGCAUCCCGCCUGGAGCGUCAGUGCUCGAAAUCGGACCAGGCCAGGGUGACCUCACUGUCGUGCUGGCUGAUGCCGUUGGACGCACAGGCCGCGUAGUCGCCGUUGACAAUGCGCCGCUGCACUGGGGCACCCCGGACUAUGCAUCAGCUCAAGCCCAUGUCCGCGUCUCUCCUGUAGGACACCAGAUCACCUUCGUACAGGCUGACCCCAUCGCGUAUCUGUCGGGAGGCGCUGGCGGGCAAACGUUCGAUUUCAUCGUUUUUGGCUACUCCAUCUGGUAUUUCUCCAGUCCGGACAUCCUGAAAAGAACACUCCAAGCGGCCUGUCAACAUGUCCGGAGCGUGCUCAUCGCAGAGUACAGUCUCUCCGCUUCCCAUUUAGCUCAGGUGCCUCACGUUCUCACUGCCCUCGCGGCCAACGCUCUAGAGAGCUUCCGAGGGGAGGAGUCGAAACGAAACAUACGCUGCGCGCUCAGCCCGCGUCAGAUCACAUCUUUUGCCGCGGAUGCCGGCUGGGCGUUGGCCAAGGAGGAAAUUGCCACGCCUUUGGUGAGACAGGCUGAUGCGAGGAAUGAAGCGGAAAUGGUGCUCAACCCGCGGCGCCUGUUUCGUAAGGACCUGGAUGAGGUGGUUUCUCGUACGGAUCUCAAGAUCGGUAUCAUGUUGCGGACCAUGCUCGACGCGGUUGCAGCCAGCGUGGGAAAUUUGGAGGGCGGGGUGGAUAGUGCUAGGAACAUGGAUGUCUGGAUUGCACGGUUCGAAAGGGGUUCGUAA
Molecule: messenger RNA, 891 nt
Organism: Canariomyces notabilis
Lineage: Eukaryota; Fungi; Ascomycota; Sordariomycetes; Sordariales; Chaetomiaceae
Product: S-adenosyl-L-methionine-dependent methyltransferase
Exons: 2
Coding region: 1-891 (296 amino acids)
Source: RefSeq, a predicted model, not a curated record